AGGAACUCAACAAUGAUGCAGCGCGUUAGUACCAACUACCAAAAAAUUCUAAUAAUAAUUAAAAAAAAAAAAAAAUUAGCCGGGAGCAUAGAUGGCUGCUCCGGCUGCCGAGGGCCUGGCUGUGACGGCGCUCCGAUCAGUAUUUCACCGUGUCCGGCAGGCUGCUGAAAGGUCCGGCCGCCGUGCUGAUGAUGUGAGAGUUAUUGCCGUGAGCAAAACUAAGCCUAUUUCUCUUAUUACCCAAGUUUAUGAAGCUGGUCAUAGAUGUUUCGGUGAAAAUUAUGUCCAAGAGAUCAUCCAGAAAGCUCCCGAGCUUCCGGAGGACAUUGAAUGGCAUUAUAUUGGGCAUUUGCAGAGCAAUAAAGCGAAGCAACUUCUGACUGCUGUUCCCAAUCUAGCCAUGGUUCAUGGUGUUGAUAACCCGAAGCUUGCAAAUCAGCUUGAUCGUGCGGUUUCAAGCAUUGGCAGGCAGCCUUUGAAGGUUUUGGUUCAAGUUAAUACCAGUGGAGAAGAGUCAAAAUCUGGUGUUGAUCCAUCAAAUUGCAUAGAGCUUGCCAAACGCGUCAAGCUGGAUUGCCCAAACCUUGAGUUCUCUGGCCUGAUGACAAUUGGAAGGCCUGACUACACUUCAACCCCAGAGAACUUUAAGACGCUGCUGAACUGUAGAAGUGAAGUUUGCAAAGUGCUUGGUAUGUCAGAGUCUCGAUGUGAGUUAUCAAUGGGCAUGUCUAGUGACUUUGAGCUAGCGAUAGAAAUGGGCAGCACCAAUGUGAGAAUUGGAUCCACCAUAUUUGGACCACGGGAGUAUCCGAAAAAACAAUGAAGUCAGUAUGAACUUCAUCGCAUACAGCCAUUCACAUGACAUGCAUGAUAUGCUGUAAGCAAUAGGGAACGAGUGAGGGCUUUCCGAAUUUUUUUGCAAUGGGGGAGGAAAAUGAAGCAGCUAUGACGAGAAGGAUGAUGUUGCUUCAAACCCGAAGUCUGUCCUACUAGAAAGUUAUGUCAAAAGUGUUUUACUGUUUUUCUUUUGGUACAAUAUUUUACUGUUAAACUGUUGUAUACCAUUCUUCAUUUUUCUUUUCUUUAUAAUUGGCAUACUUACAGCACAUGAUUCAGUGCCCCUUAUACUCUUAA
This is a messenger RNA of Lycium ferocissimum, 1134 nucleotides long. RefSeq lists its product as uncharacterized. Lineage: Eukaryota; Viridiplantae; Streptophyta; Magnoliopsida; Solanales; Solanaceae. Gene Ontology annotation, molecular function: pyridoxal phosphate binding. Gene Ontology annotation, cellular component: intracellular anatomical structure. The transcript is spliced from 7 exons. Bases 92 to 823 code for a protein of 243 amino acids. The record is from RefSeq and is a predicted model, not a curated record.